CUUUGAGAGGCGGAUUCCAAGAUGGCGGCGCAGCCGAGGUGCUGCGACCAGGCCUAAGGGAGCCGAUGCGAAGCGGCCGUCUUGGAGGGCUUCAAACCCGAAAGCGGCCCCUGGGAAGAGGCAGUUAGGUGCCCGAGGCGGCGGUGAGGCGUAUCAUAAUGGCCCCAGCCUCCGAGAGGCUGCAGUUCCGGUUUCCCGGAUACGGCGAUGGCGUUCUGCACCGCAUGGACCAGCUGCGGGAGCAGCGACGCUUCUGCGACGUGACGGUGCAGGUGAACGAGCUGCGGGUUCCUGGCCACCGCGUGGUCUUCGCGGCCUGCUCCCCUUUCCUGCGUGACCAGUUCCUGCUCAACGAUUCCCAAGAGGUGACGGUCUCCCUCUUCCAGAGCCCGGAGAUCGGGCGCCAGCUUCUGCUGUCCUGCUACACGGGGUGCCUGGACGUGCCCAUCAAGGAACUGGUCAACUACUUAACGGCGGCCUCCUUCCUGCAGAUGGGCCACGUGGUGGAACGGUGCGCCCAGGCCGUCUCCCACUACCUGGUCCCGAAGGCAGACGCCCUGCUGCAGGAGAAGCAGGAGGAGGAGAGCAGUGAGCAGCAAGACGGAGAGGAGGAGGAGGAAGAGGAGGAGGAAAGGGAGAAGCAGCCCUCUUCCACCCCGGGCAAAGCAGACUGUGAAGAAAGCAAAAUGGCAGCCGUGGAGUUCACCCCCCGCAGUUCCCACGGCCCCGCCUCUCCCGCCAUUUCCCUCUCCCUCAUCAACUCCGCCGUGGAGAUCACCCGCAGCUACCUGCAGGGUUGCUACGACGACGAGAUGGGCAGCAAAGGGCUCCCCUUCCCCUCCGCGACCCCCUCGCCCGCUUCUCAGUGGAGAAACUACCCCUUGCACCGCCACCGCCCGGCUAUGAACUACCGGGAGUGGAGGACGGGCAGCGGGGUGGCCUCGUGGAAGGUCCCGGGCUUGGAGCGGCCGUACCGCUGCCCCCGUUGCAGCCGGGUGUUCCAGCAGCUGGGCCACCUGGUCAGCCACGUGCAAGAGCACAAGCUCUUCCUGUGCCUCCGCUGCGGCAAAGUCUUCUCGCAGAAGAGCAACCUGACCCGCCACAUCCGGGUCCACACGGGCUUCAAGCCCUUCCAGUGCCCCAUCUGCCGCAAGUGCUUCACCCAGAACGCCACCCUGCAGGACCACCUCAACCUCCACAGCGGCAUCAAGCCCCACAAGUGCAACUACUGCGAGAUGCACUUCACGCACAAGCCGGGCCUGCGGCGCCACCUGAAGGAGCUGCACGGGAAGAGCACCGUCCAGAACAGCCACGAGGAGAUCGAGGAGGUCACCAUCGACUUCGACGUGCGGGGAGGACACGCGGAGGGCGGCUACAGCCUGAACGGCAGGUUCUUCUGCGAGCCGAAGGGGGGUCUUCCGGCCCCGGCGUCCUCUCUAUGAGAAACGGCAAGACCGACCCUCCUAGGAGAUGUGUAGUAGUAGUUGUCGGGGAGCUCCGGCUGCCGGCCCGAUUGUUUGUCAAGUAGUAAGGCAAAUGACCUGGAGUAGUGAGAUGUCAGAAAUAUGGAUGGAGCUGUGUGUUCUCUGUAGAAAUCGCCCGGCUACUGGAUGCUGCCAGCUGGCGGCUGCCUUGGCCGCUGUCCGGACGUGUUUGCUUUUCCCCGAGCUGCUCCACCUUUUGAGGUGAGAGGAAGCAACUCGCCAGGGACUCUGGGGUGCCUCCGCGCCCCCCAUCUCGGAAGGGCAGCCCCCGCGGAGCCACGCUGCUCCUCUUCUACGCCUCCCGCUCCGAACGGCGGACUUUGGUGAAGGAGAACUUUGCGGUGGGCGGGCGGCCACAGAGCCUCCUCUUGGAUUUUCCUACCUCAAGCACUUGAAGGUCUCACGUCAGUCUUAACUUCGGGAGAACCGAAGGACACAGACACGUGCGAGAGAGAGAGAGGCGGCGUUCGAGAAGGAGCGGGCCCGUUUGCGAAUUAACGUCGGUUGCGUCCGCGGGUGUGGCGUGCAGUGCAAACGAGGGGCCCGGGGGUCGUGGGAACGCUCGUCUCUCUUAAUAAAAGGAUGCAACUCGUCGCCAGAGUUAACAAAAACGUUCAAAACAGCCAGUGUGAUGCUGAUUUAUUUGAAGAGGGAAUUAUGGGAGGGAGGAGGCAUGAUAGGCAGUUUAUUCCCAACCCAUUGAGAGGUAGGGAGUCUGUGUGUGUGUGAACUCAAUGAAAGAUAGGAAGUAUGCGUGUGCCUGUUUAUAAUCCCAACCCGUUGAAACACAGAUAGUCCUUCAUUUACAACGAUCCAUUUAGUGGCCAUUCAAAGCUAACGGCACUGGGGGGAAAAUGACGGCCAUUUUUUUUCACUCGGCUUCGGGCUGCUGGGGGGAGCCUAGGUGAGCACAACACAAAUUGGGGGGAAACUCACUUAAAUUUUCACUUAACAUAAAUAUUGCGCUCAAUUGUGGACAUAAAUCGAGGACUCUGGCUUUCUGUCUAAGCCUCUGAGGAGAACCUUUGCUCUGAAACUGUCCCUCCCUUCCCAAUGGCUUCUGUGCCCCAUUAUGACUCUGAUCACCCCAUCCCUUAGCAAUAGCAAU
Thamnophis elegans (Western terrestrial garter snake) is the source of this 2592-nucleotide messenger RNA. RefSeq names its product zinc finger and BTB domain-containing protein 26-like. The coding region runs from base 159 to 1442 and encodes 427 amino acids. NCBI's taxonomy places the organism in Eukaryota, Metazoa, Chordata, Lepidosauria, Squamata, Natricidae. The transcript has 2 exons. Gene Ontology annotation, biological process: regulation of transcription by RNA polymerase II. The record is from RefSeq and is a predicted model, not a curated record. Gene Ontology annotation, cellular component: nucleus. Gene Ontology annotation, molecular function: DNA-binding transcription factor activity, RNA polymerase II-specific; RNA polymerase II cis-regulatory region sequence-specific DNA binding; protein binding.